CCCCCUCCGCAGGUUACUUUGCUGAUUAACAAUGCUGGAGUUGUGUCUGGACUGCAUCUGCUGGAAACGCCGGACCAUCUGAUCGAGCGCUCGUUCAAUGUGAAUGUUAUGGCACACUUUUGGACCGCAAAAGCGUUUCUGCCCAAAAUGAUCGAGAAGGAACGUGGACAUAUCGUGACGAUCGCCUCUCUGGCUGGCCAUGUUGGCAUUAGCAAAUUGGUCGAUUACUGUGCCAGCAAAUUUGCAGCGGUUGGCUUCGAUGAGGCGCUGCGUCUGGAGCUGGAAGUUCUCGGACAUACGAACAUACAAACCACCUGCAUUUGCCCGUUCUUCAUACAGGCAACGGGCAUGUUUGACGAUGUGAAUGCCAGAUGGGUGCCCACAUUGAAUCCCAACGAUGUGGCCGAUCGCGUCAUCUCGGCCAUUAGGAAGAACGAGAAGCUGGCCAUCAUUCCCGGUUUCCUCAAGUUCAUGCUGUCCCUCAAGUGGACCUUCCCUUGGGGUUGUGUGAGCGGCUUGUUGCGUCGCCUGGUGCCCGACGCCUCGCCCCAUGGCCUGCCCAGCACCAGCAGUACUAGCAGCAGCAACAACAACAACAACAACACCACCACCACCACGAGCCCUGGCAAGGCGAAUGGCAACAUCAUAUCCUCAUCCACCGCCGCGGACAUGGCUGCCAUUGAUGCUCAGUUGAGCAGCGCCAGUGCCGCGCUGCCAGCCAAAUCACCCUCGAUGCUCAUCCAACGGACACCGUCAUUGGGGGAGCGGGUGCUCUGAGGAGCGCCGCCUGCCGGCUUCGCCCUUGCCUGCGCGUAUUUGUUGCUUUUGCAUUUUACGAGUUAUGUGUGUAAUUGAAUUUGUGUUU
Molecule: messenger RNA, 865 nt
Organism: Drosophila navojoa
Lineage: Eukaryota; Metazoa; Arthropoda; Insecta; Diptera; Drosophilidae
Product: estradiol 17-beta-dehydrogenase 11
Cellular component (GO): lipid droplet
Molecular function (GO): oxidoreductase activity, acting on the CH-OH group of donors, NAD or NADP as acceptor
Source: RefSeq, a predicted model, not a curated record